CAGAGAGAUACACACAGAGAACAUUCAGCAUAAAGAAGACAGACAUCCUGUGAGGAGAAUCAGAGCUGCUGUGAAGCUGAACUCAACUCACAAUGAAGAUCUUCAUCAUCUUCACAUUCUACCUCAUCUCAGGUUCAGUGAGAUGCUUUGAUGUUACUGGAUAUUCUGGAGGAAGUGUUCUUGUUAAUUCCUGGAAGCUUUGGUGCAAUUACUGUUUUAAUUACAUGGCGAAACAUGACCCAUGGACAAACAUAAUAAAUGAUAUGAAACAUAAUCAAUGGUCUAAAGAAGGAAGAUUCACUCUGUACCGUGACAAAUAUGGAAACCUCAUGAUCUUCAUCAAAGAACUGAACACAACAGAUGCCGGAAGAUACCGGAUUGGAGUUCAUGGCCGAUGGUUUAUCGAAAUGACUUUGAAUGUGAAACAAGAUUCAUGUUGUGGGGUGUCAAAGAGAGUGAUGGUGAAUAGUGGAGAAACUGCCAACUUCAGCUGUGAAUAUUCACAAGACUACAAGAAUGAUGAAAAGAUAAUUUAUAAAGAAGGAAGGAACUCCACUGAGAUGAUCUCCAGCACAUGGGUUAAGAAAGAAAAAUUCAGUAUUUCUGAUGACAGAUAUAAGAAUCUCUUCAGUGUGACAUCAGCUGCUGUGACACCAGAUGAUGGAGGAGUUUAUUUAUGUGGAGUUCAGGUCUACAGACACUCAUACAGUUACUCCGUUAUUACUACAACUGCUCAUCUACACAUUAUGAAUAAAGUGGGUUCAUAUAGGGUGACCGGUUACUCAGGAGGUCAGAUCAUCAUCAAGUGUGAACACCCUCAGUACAAAACCAACCCAAAAUAUAUCUGUAAAGAAUCAGAUGGAUGUUCUGAGAGGAAGUAUCCAGGAGUUGAGAAUAAAUGGAUGGAAGAUGGAGAUGUUUCUUUAUAUGAUGACACCAGAGGAGGAGUCUUGAUGGUGUUCUUUAGAGAUCUGAAUGCUGGAGAUGCUGGAACAUACAGGUGUGGAGUCAAUGUAUCUCAGUAUAUGGAGUCGUUUACUGAAGUAACACUGGAUGUUAAAGAGGAUUUCUCCAUGAAUAUCAUCAUUUAUGUUUGUGUUCUACUGCUGAUUAAAACAUUAACACUGAUGUUUAAUGUUGGACAAAUCAAGAGACAAAGAUGAUGCCCUUCUUCACACACCCACUUCCUUUUCUCUAGACACUGUGUCUUUCAUCUUCAUUAUCUAACUUCAAUCUGACGUCUCUUAGUGAAACCAGCCCACCUGCCAUACAAGAAUCAAAAUCAGUGUCACUGUCGGAGGUGUGGCCUUGUGUCAGCUUGGCUACACUGAAGUAGUAUGUGAUACACUAAAGUUCUUUUACACUUACCCCCAAACCCUUCUUAUAUACACCAUCCUACACCACACAGAAGAGUAACAGCAUGAAAUGCUUCUACUUGUGGUUUUCUUCUGCUCUUAUGUGAAGGUUACAGUAAACUAACAAGCCCUUCAUGCAUUUUUGCAACCAAGAACUACUUCAAUCAGGUGUGAUAAACAGGAAAUGGUUUACUUUAAGAAUGGAAAUAAAAGUUUGCACUCCAAAGACAAUGUGGCGGAUGUAGUAAACUACAUGAAAAAAUACAAAUAUAAUAUUGGA
Messenger RNA from Myxocyprinus asiaticus (Chinese sucker), 1635 nucleotides. RefSeq lists its product as uncharacterized. The transcript is spliced from 5 exons. The record is from RefSeq and is a predicted model, not a curated record. The coding region runs from base 93 to 1163 and encodes 356 amino acids. NCBI's taxonomy places the organism in Eukaryota, Metazoa, Chordata, Actinopteri, Cypriniformes, Catostomidae.